This is a messenger RNA of Centropristis striata (black sea bass), 2789 nucleotides long. Its product is annotated as UDP-glucuronosyltransferase 1-2-like. Gene Ontology annotation, molecular function: UDP-glycosyltransferase activity. The coding region runs from base 86 to 1681 and encodes 531 amino acids. NCBI's taxonomy places the organism in Eukaryota, Metazoa, Chordata, Actinopteri, Perciformes, Serranidae. The record is from RefSeq and is a predicted model, not a curated record. The transcript is spliced from 2 exons.
GUUUGGAGCUGCAGACGCUGGACUUCACUGGUCCACAGCCGCUCACAGAACUUUUCUCCUGUUUCAGGGAUUCAACGGUUGAUCCAUGGGAAGCCUCCCAGGUGUUUCCCUCCUGCUCCUGGUGGUGAGUGCGUCCCUCCUGAGCGUCCACGGCGGAAGGAUCCUGGUGUUCCCGGUGGACGGCAGCCACUGGGUCAACAUGAACCUGCUGAUCCAGAGCCUCCACGCCGGGGGCCACGAGGUCACCGUGGUCCGCACGGCCAGCAGCUGGUACGUGAAAGAAAAUGCUCCGCACUACCGCUCCAUCACCGUCACCUUACCGGAAGCCAUCUCCAUCGAGGAGCAGGACUUCUUCGUCACCUUCCUGACGAAGAUGCUGACGAUUCAGAAAGAAGGCGCUUCUCUUAUUGCCUUUGUCAAGUUCUACUGGGAAAUGCUCGGCGCGCUGUCGGGCAUUCACCAGCAGGCCAGCAUGCUGGGGGUGGAGAUGUUCGAGAACAAGACUCUGAUGCAGAGUAUUCGUGAUGCUCAGUUUGAUGUGGUGCUCAUCGACCCGGGGCUGCCCGUCGGGGUUCUGGUGGCUCAUGAACUUAAGCUGCCGACUGUUUUUAACGUGCGAUGGAUCACCAGCGGAGAGGGACAUUUUGUCGUGGCUCCAUCUCCAACAUCUUACGUCCCGACUUCGGGAUACGCCGCGCCGGAUAAGAUGACCUUUGGGCAGCGGGUCAAGAACACGUUCCAUUACGUCCUCAACAUGUGCAUUGACAAGUUUAUAGUCUGCCCUCACUACGACAGGCUGGUAGACCGGUACUUUGGUCCAGAUGUGAGCUUCUACCACCUUCUACAGGGAGCAGACAUCUGGCUCAUGAGGGUGGACUUUGUCUUUGAGUUCCCCAGGCCCACCAUGCCGAACAUUGCCUACAUCGGCGGUUUCCAGUGUAAGCCCUCUGAGCCUCUAUCGUCAGAGCUGGAGGAGUUCGUUCAGAGUUCAGGGGAGCACGGAGUCAUCCUGAUGUCUCUCGGUACUCUCGUUGAAGGCCUACCUGUCGAAAUCACUUCUGAAAUCGCCGCCGCUUUUGCCCAAAUUCCUCAAAAGGUAAUAUGGAGGCACGCCGGCGAGCCUCCCAACAAUCUAGGCAACAACACGUUGCUGGUGAAGUGGAUGCCCCAGAACGACCUCCUGGGUCACCCCAAGAUUAAAGCCUUCGUGGCUCAUUGUGGCACCAACGGGGUCUACGAGUCCAUCUACCACGGAGUGCCCAUCAUAGCCGUCCCACUUCUGUUCGACCAGUUUGAGAAUGCUUUGAGGUUGGAGGCGCGAGGAGCCGCUAAAGUGGUGGACGUGACCGCGAUCACUCAACAGAACUUUCUGGAGACGAUACAAGAAGUUCUUCGCAAUCCGUCCUACGGGAACAACAUGAAGCGUCUCUCGGCUCUCCAUCGGGAUAAACCGGUGAGUCCUCUGGAGACGGCGAUCUACUGGAUCGAGUUCGUCAUGAGGCAUAAAGGAGCUGCACAUUUACGCACAGAGUCCUAUAAGAUGCCCUGGUAUGCUUAUUAUUCUGUGGAUGUUUUAAGCUUUUUGACAUUAGUCCUGUUGGUGCUGACAGCCAUCGUUGUCAAAUCAAUCCGAUUUGUUUGUGUUCGACUGUGCAGGAGGAGAAAAAUCAAGAAGGAGUAGUUCCUGUCUCCUCAAAUCUGAUUAAUGCACAUUUAAAAUGAACAUGUAGAAGGAAGAGAUAUUCUAUACUGUAAGCCAUAUACUUGCCAUUGUUCUUGUGAGGGCAAUAAAUGUGUCGUGAGGUUCGUCCACUACUGAUGAAUAAGUUGCCAGAAAAUCAUGUUUCUCAGAGAAUAUAUCCUGCAGAUUCUUGGUUAACGCUUAAAUAUCUCAUUAGCUUUUUAACGGAUUGCCAAUAGAUUUGAAACAGAUAUUGGUGAUGGCCAGAAGACAAUAUUCCUGAUAGUUUUGGUGAUCCUCUGACUUCCACUCGAGCGCUGUCAGCAGGUCAGAGUGUUCAUCUCUCUGGUGAAAUAUCUCAACAGCUAAAAGAUCAAUUGGCACCAAAUUUUGCACAAACAUUUGUGGUUCCACCGAAUGAAUCCUGAUGACUUUUCUGAGCAAUUUUUCCAUUUCAUGCCACCAUGAGGUUGACAUUUGUGAUUUUGGGUCAAAUGUCUUGACCAGUAUUGGUUGGAAAGCCAUAACGAUUGGUUUGUUUCCCUCAGGAUGAACUGUAAAAACAUUUAUAACUUCAAAUAGCUUGAAUAGUAUCAUAGUUAUCUGCAAAACCAACAACAUUCCCAUCAGCUGCAUGAUGUGUUUACAAGUAACUGUACACCUUUCACAACAGUGUUAAAGUAUUUCUGUAGAAGUUCUCAAAGGCAUGGCAGAAGUUAAACUCUUUUCAAAAUAAAAGCCAUGUAGUCUUUCUGUGGACAGAAUCCCUUCACUAGCAUAAAGCUUUUAUUCUAAAAUGUUUACAGGACCAUGCAGUGAAUUACACGGCUCUAGUGUACUGUCUUCUAUUUGUGGAAAUAUGAAGGAAGAAAUUGAAUUAUGUAUUUUAUUAUGGAUAUCAUUACAGAUAAACUCAGGCAGCACAGCAGCAGAGUGCGGUCAGUUUGGACGGCACUCGGGUGCGAGCUGCACAUCACUUUUUUUUCUUUUAGUGCUGCAAGUAAACGUUUACUAUGGACAAACAAACAAACAAGAGUGACAGAGAGAAAGUGAGAUCCAAAAACAAACCUGCAUUAGGAAUCUGAAUAAUUAAUCGAUGACUGAUUAA